AUGGUUAAAUUUACGGUAGAUGAGUUGCGUCGAAUGAUGGAUUGUAAGCGGAACAUCCGCAAUAUGUCUGUUAUAGCGCACGUAGAUCAUGGAAAAUCGACCUUAACUGACUCACUUGUAUGUAAAGCUGGUAUCAUAGCUGAUUCGCGUGCUGGUGAUGCUCGGUUCACUGACACGCGGAAAGAUGAACAAGAACGGUGUAUUACAAUCAAGUCGACGGCUAUCAGUUUAUAUUACGAAAUGUCGGAGGAAGACAUACAGUGUGUAAAAGCGGUCCAACCACUAGCUGUUAACGCCGAAGGGAAGGAAGAGAAAGGAUUUUUGAUAAAUCUUAUAGACUCACCGGGACACGUAGAUUUUUCUUCGGAAGUCACUGCAGCUCUGCGUGUUACUGAUGGUGCCUUAGUCGUAGUGGACUGUGUGUCAGGUGUAUGCGUACAAACUGAGACCGUGUUGCGUCAAGCUCUCACCGAACGCAUUAAACCAGUGUUAUUUAUGAAUAAGAUGGAUAUGGCGGUCACAACUUUGAGCUGUGAAAUGGAGGAGCUAUAUCAAAAGUUCCAGAGAGUGAUCGAAGACGUCAACGUUAUCAUUUCAGAGUUUGAAACUGCUAAUUCUGCAAUGGGUGACCUUUCUGUAGAUGUAGUAAAAGGGACUGUUGGCUUUGGUUCCGGUUUGCAGAGUUGGGCCUUCACUCUGAUGACUUUUGCCAGACUGUACGCCAGUAAAUUCAAAAUAGAACCCAACAAGCUUGUUGAACGACUUUGGGGUGACAACUUUUAUAAUACAAAAACAAAAAAGUGGACGAAACAAAAACCAGCUAGUGAUGGUGUUCGUGGAUUCAAUCAGUUUGUACUGUCUCCUAUUUACAAGAUUUUUGAAACUAUCAUGAAGAAAACUAAGGAAGAGCAAACAGAACUUCUUACUAAGAUGGGAAUAGUUCUAAAUGAAGCGGAAAGCUCUCUCCCUGAUAAACAGCGAUUAAAAACAGCACUCCAUAAGUGGCUACCAGCCGGUGAUUCGCUACUGCAGAUGAUAUGCAUUCACCUACCCAGUCCGGUUGCUUCACAACAAUACAGAACAGAAAUGCUUUACGAAGGGCCUUUAGAAGAUGAAGCGGCUAUUGCUAUGAAAAACUGUGAUCCAAAAGGCCCCGUAAUGAUGUACAUUAGUAAAAUGGUCCCGACUUCUGAUAAGGGUCGUUUCUACGCCUUCGGUCGUGUGUUUUCUGGUACAAUCGCCACAGGUCAAAAAGUGAGGAUAACAGGUCCUAAUUACGUUCCGGGGAAAAAAGACGAUCUGUACGAAAAGUCUAUCCAACGAACUGUGCUUAUGAUGGGUCGUUACACAGAAGCGAUUGAAGACGUGCCUUGCGGUAACAUUUGUGGGUUAGUAGGUGUAGAUCAAUUCAUUGUUAAAACGGGAACAAUCACCACAUUUGCGGGGGCCCACAAUUUAAAACAGAUGAAAUUUAGCGUCAGUCCUGUCGUACGCGUUGCCGUUGAGUGUCAGAAUCCAGCUGAUCUACCGAAGCUCGUUGAAGGUCUAAAACGCCUAGCCAAAAGUGAUCCAAUGGUUCAGAUAACAACUGAAGAGUCUGGCGAGCAUAUUAUAGCUGGUGCAGGCGAACUGCAUCUCGAAAUUUGCUUGAAGGACCUAGAAGAGGAUCAUGCCUGUAUUCCUCUGAAAAAGACAGACCCAGUCGUCUCGUAUCGUGAAACAGUGACGGAGGAGUCAAGUAUACAAUGCCUAUCAAAGUCUCCCAAUAAACACAAUCGUCUGUUCAUGCGUGCUUGCCCUUUAACAGAAGAACUGGCAGAAGAUAUUGAUGCUGGCAAGGUAAAUAUUCGUCAAGAUUUGAAAGAUCGAGGCCGUUAUUUAGCUGACAAUCACAAUUGGGAUCCCACGGAAAGCAGAAAAAUAUGGUGUUUUGGCCCUGAAAACACAGGUCCAAACGUAGUUGUUGAUACUACCAGAGCAGUGCAGUACCUAAAUGAAAUUAAAGACAGUGUCGUUAGUGCGUUCCAGUGGGCAACCAAGGAAGGUGUUUUGUGUUCCGAAAACAUGCGUGGUGUUCGUGUUAAUCUUGAAGAUGCAGUAUUACAUGCGGACGCUAUCCAUCGUGGGGGUGGUCAGAUUAUACCUACGGCACGUCGGUGUUUCUAUGCCUGUUUCCUCACUGCAAAACCUGGAAUACUAGAGCCUGUUUAUUUAGUUGAAAUCCAAGGCCCAUGUGUUGCGAUGGGUGGCAUCUACAGCACUCUGAACAGAAAGCGAGCUGUAACAAUAUCAGAAGAACGAAAAUCCGACAGCCCAAUGUGCAUCAUCAAAGCUUAUUUGCCUGUUAACGAAUCAUUCGGCUUCACAACAGAUCUACGUGCUGCGACUGGUGGCCAGGCAUUCCCUCAAUGCGUCUUUGACCAUUGGCAGCCUUACCCUGGUGAUCCACUUGACCCAAGCUCGAAACCCGGUCAGGUAGUUUUGGAAACCAGAAAACGCAAGGGUCUCAAUGGGGUGUUCCAUCUUUAG
Heterobilharzia americana is the source of this 2529-nucleotide messenger RNA. Lineage: Eukaryota; Metazoa; Platyhelminthes; Trematoda; Strigeidida; Schistosomatidae. The record is from the annotation of a GenBank genome assembly.